Molecule: messenger RNA, 2164 nt
Organism: Aspergillus sclerotioniger CBS 115572
Lineage: Eukaryota; Fungi; Ascomycota; Eurotiomycetes; Eurotiales; Aspergillaceae
Product: putative AMP-binding enzyme
Exons: 4
Coding region: 44-1690 (548 amino acids)
Source: RefSeq, a predicted model, not a curated record
CUCUGCUUUCACCCGUAAUUUCUUCUCCCAAGUCAAGGCAUCAAUGACAUUCACGACACUUCCAAUUCCCGGGGUCAAGCAUAGUCAGCGGAUUCUCACCUCGGUCAUCGAGGCCCGUGCCAAUGACAACAGCGAGCCCUGGGUCUCCGUGCCAGUCGACGACCAGGAUCUGUCCCAAGGGUAUCGCGACAUUGGGUUCAAAGAACUGAACAAUGCGGCCAAUCAUGCGGCCCACUGGUUGAAAGAGAAUCUCCCGGAGACGAUCGAGCCAUUCCAAUGUUUCGCUUAUGCUGGACCCAAAGAUCUUCGCUAUCAGAUCCUGGCCGUGGCGGCGGCAAAGCUGCAGAAAGUGAUGGUUCUCCCCUCUCCACUGGUCACGGCAGAGGCGCAGCUGCGAAUCCUUGAGAAGAAAGGAUGUACAGUCUACCUGAGACCAAUGUCCAUGGCAACUGCAGUGAAAGCAAUUCUGCGAGAUGCCCCCCACAUCCAAACCAUCACGGUACCCGACACCGAGGCGUUCAUGCAAGAGGCCGAAGCAGUACCCAUCAACUACAGCAAGACCUGGGAAGAAGGCAAAGCCGAUCCGUGGCUGGUGUUUCACACCUCUGGCACAACAGGCAACCCCAAACCCGUCACCUACACCCACGAGAUGAUGGCCGGGGCUGACGUGGUGGCCUCCCUCCCUGACGCCGGCGAGACUCAAAUCCACCACUACGCCCAACAGCGAUGCUACACCCCUCUCCCCUCACUCCACUUCGUCGGCAUGGCUCUCUCCCUCUCCAUGACCACCUUCAUCCACAUGACCGCCGUCCUCGGGCCCUCCAGCCCCCCAACCCCAACCCUCAUCCCCUCCAUCCUCCACCACGGCCGAGCCACCGUCGCCAUGCUGCCCCCAGCCCUCAUCGACGCCCUCUGCCUCACCCCAUCCGGCCUCCAAUCCCUCCGCAGCCUCAAAUACCUCCACUUCGCCGGCGCCCCUCUCUCCGCAGAAACCGCCUCUCUCCUCCUCCCUCACGUCCCCGUUAUCCCCGGCGUCGGCAGCACCGAAGCCGGCGGCUACUUCACGGCCAUCCAUCCCCACCGCACCGACGCAUGGGACUACCUCUCCUUCCAGAGCAAACACACGGGUGUAGAAUUUGAGCCCCGUCCCAACAACCUCCACGAGUUGGUCUUCAUCCGUCGUCCCUCUUGCGCCCUGCAGCCCAUCUUCCUCCUCUACCCGGACCUCGACCGCUUCGAAACCAAGGACCUCUGGCAAGAACAUCCCAUCCACAAAGGCCUAUGGAAAAUCAUCGGUCGAACAGACGAUUACAUCUACCUUUCCCAUGGAGACGGAUUAAACGCCUCCCUCCUGGAACCUGAAAUCACCGCCCACCCGGCUGUAAAAUCCGCCUUGAUAGGAGGCCACGGCCAUCCGGCACCGGUUCUCCUAAUCGAGCUCCUCCCCACCGCCGACGAGACACUCAAAAACGAUCACGAAAAGCUGGUUGAAUCCCUAACACCAUACAUCGACAAAAUCAACACCCGAUGCCACGAAUGCGUGCGUCUCUCCCCAGAACGAAUCAUCCUCGCGACGGAAGCCAAACCAUUCAUCCUCACCAUAAAGGGGAGUAUUGCCCGUCCGCAGACUCUAUCUCUCUACGAGGAGGAAAUUGCUUCGUUGUUUAAGGAGUCUAAAUAUUAUCGAUAGAGAUUAUAUUGACGGGAGUGAAUCUAAAUAUAUAGACACGUGCCAUCCAUCCAUCCAUUAAUUUACUCAUUCACUUGGUACCUCAUUCCGAAUACGAGGAAGGGAUUACAACAAAAGACUCUACUAUCAAUAUCCCUUCCCAUCGCAUCCCAUCCGUCGUCGAUUCUAUACCGACAAAAAGAAAAAGAGAGAGAGAUACCUCUUCCCGACUCAGAAACAACUCCGAACCUCCAUCCACGGUUUCUACAUACUAGUAAAUGAAAUAAAUAUACAUGGGAAGCAAUUGUUCCAAUAUUCCAUUAUUCAUCUUAUUAUUCUACUUUUCCUGGUCACUCAUCCACUCACUCACUCCUGCCUGGGUUCGGUUCAGUUGGGGGGGAGGGGUUUACCUAGUUUCCAUCUUUUGAAUCAAAACGAGGGUUUCUUUGGAGGAAAUGGGGAGGGGGAAGGUGUGUUAGUGGCCCUUACAUGAGU